Messenger RNA from Panicum virgatum (switchgrass), 1893 nucleotides. RefSeq names its product putative disease resistance protein RGA3. NCBI's taxonomy places the organism in Eukaryota, Viridiplantae, Streptophyta, Magnoliopsida, Poales, Poaceae. Gene Ontology annotation, molecular function: ADP binding. Gene Ontology annotation, biological process: defense response to fungus. The record is from RefSeq and is a predicted model, not a curated record. The transcript has a single exon. Bases 1 to 1893 code for a protein of 630 amino acids.
AUGAACAGGACUGCCAAGGCAACUCCAACAGUGCCAAAUGUUGCUGUGGCAUCAAUAAUAUGUGGAAGAGAGCGAGAAAAGCAGGAAAUAAUAUCUAAACUGGUGGACAAAAAUAACCAACAGAUAAUCAAGAUAGUCUCCAUAAUUGGGCUUGGUGGCUCUGGGAAAACUGCCUUGUCUAACCUAGUUUUCGGUGAUGGUAACACCGUAAAGGAUCAUUUUGAAGUAAGAAUAUGGGUUCAUGUGCCCCAAGAAUUUGAUGUCCAACAGCUUAUGAUGAAGAUGUUUGAAGCCAUUACUUAUCAAAAAUCUGAACAUCAUUCCAUACAGAACAUAAUUCAAACUAUAGCAGAUACAUUGACUGGAAAGAGGUAUUUGCUUGUAUUAGAUGAUGUCUGGACUGUGGACCGAAGUCAAUGGGAAGAUUUUAUGUUAUAUAUAAAGAGAGGAGCACCUGGAAGUAGUAUUUUGUUGACAAGUCGCAACAGAAAUGUUGCAGAAGCAGUGGAAUCAACAGAUCUGUCGAAGUUGUCGUCCUUGUCUAAGGAUGAUAGCUGGACAGUGUUCACUCAGAUCAUUGGUGAGGACAUAAAAGGUUUGGACUCUGAAUUAUUGGAAGUUGGGAGAGAGAUUGUGAAUAAAUGUGGUGGGGUGCCACUUGCAAUUAAAGUUCUUGCAAAUGUCCUUCGUGGCAAGACACGUAUAGAACAAUGGAAGGCCGUGAGAGACAGUAAUCUACUAGAUGCUGAGGAUAAAGAGCAUAGAGUAUUAGCAAGCUUGAUGUUGAGCUAUUCCCAUUUACCAUCCCAUCUGAAACGGUGCUUCACAAUAUGUUCAUUGUUUCCUAAAGGCCUUCCGCUCGAUAAACAACAAUUGGUUGACCAAUGGAUUGCUCACAAUGUGAUUAGUUUGACUCAUGGUUACAAUUGCUUGGAGGAUGUUGGCGACGAGUGCUUCAAUUCACUUGUGCAAGUUUCUUUUCUCCAGGAUGUGAAGGAAUAUUUUGGGAGAGUGUGUUACGAGAUGCAUGAUUUGCUUCAUGAUCUUGCCCAGUUCAUCUUGGAUGAGCAAAUUUCAACUAAUGUGCCAAAGGAUGCAACCAGUUCCACAAAAUACCACAAAUACUUUUCCUUAGUUCAACAGCCAAAUAAACCUUUGCCUAGAAUGUUUUUCAAGAAUGCACGUGCUAUAUAUGUUGAUGGUGGUGAUUGUGAUGAUAUAAUAUUCAACAAGGCCAAGAAUGCAAAGCACUUGUGCAGUAUCAUUGCAAACAAUAAUCUAUCGACAACAAUGCUCACUGCCAUAUUUCAGACAAAACAUUUGAAAUAUCUUGAGAUGUCAAGAUUGCAAUGUGAAUCACUCCCUGAAACUAUGUCAGAUAUUUGGAGCCUGCAAGCUCUGCAUCUAGAAUGUAGUAGCCUUCUCGAGUUGCCCAAAUCUAUUGGUAAGCUGCAAAAGUUAAGAACACUGAACCUAUCAUGGUGUAUGAAGCUAAAGUUUUUACCAGAUUCAAUUGGUGACUGUAAUAUGCUUUCAAGCAUUUAUCUUUGCCAGUACAUGGAGCUUGCAGCCUUGCCAAAUUCUAUUGGUAGAAAUAAAAAGCUAAGAGUUCUUAAACUAGAUCAUACCAAGAUUAAAGAGCUACCUGUAGUUAUAACAAAUUUGAGAAAUCUACAAUGUUUGAGUCUACGUAAUUGUUAUAGGCUGGUAGAGUUGCCCAAAGGCAUCGGAAAUUUGGAUAAGCUUCAAGUUUUGAACCUAGAAUAUUGUGUGCAGCUGGUAGAGCUACCUAAAGACAUUAACAACUUGGAGAAGCUUCAUGUUUUGAACUUGGAAAAUUGUGGGGAACUGGUAAAUCUACCUGAAGGCACUAGCAAGUUGGAGAAGCUUUAA